Messenger RNA from Anneissia japonica, 1832 nucleotides. RefSeq lists its product as uncharacterized. NCBI's taxonomy places the organism in Eukaryota, Metazoa, Echinodermata, Crinoidea, Comatulida, Comatulidae. Bases 260 to 1336 code for a protein of 358 amino acids. Gene Ontology annotation, biological process: positive regulation of extrinsic apoptotic signaling pathway; TRAIL-activated apoptotic signaling pathway. The transcript has 6 exons. Gene Ontology annotation, cellular component: CD95 death-inducing signaling complex; cytoplasm. Gene Ontology annotation, molecular function: caspase binding; death receptor binding. The record is from RefSeq and is a predicted model, not a curated record.
ACUACUAGAACUACCAAGAAUAAAUGAGUAUCAAAAUCAUAUUUGUCUUCAAAUGACGGCGGCUUAAUGUUAUGUUUUCUAGACAACGAUCGCAAUCUUGGAACCCAGUCAGGAAGAUGAGCCCUCACCGACAGUGUGUAAAAAGGUACUGAGUUUCCUUGAAAAGGAACUAAAGCUAUUUUGUCUGAGUGGUGUACGAGGCAUUGAAUUGACGAGGUACAUUGCUUGCCAAUGCAGUUCAGACUCGGGUAACGCCCACAUGCAAAUCGUGCGCACAUUUGACGAGGAUGUGCUGCCAUGUGGAAGCAAUAUAUUGCUGCGCUAUCGUCGACUAUUUGGAGAUGACAUGCCACGAGUGCAAGAUCGUCCACAGUCUCAGCAAGUAGUACAUAUACCAACAGGUUUUGUGGAUGACGCCACCAUUGUGACAGUUUCUGACGAUUUGAGUCUCAGCUGGAGAAGGUUUGGUGUCCGUUUGGGACUUAAGUGGUCGAAAGUUAACAUGUUCAAUGCUGAUGGUACACAGACUCAUAAGGCUGCCGAAAGUAUGAUGAAUUACUGGAGGAGUAACAUCAGUAGUGAUAUUCAUCAACGUAAAAUGCUGUGCACUGCUCUACAACACCAUAAGCUCAGGCAGCUAGCUGAAGUAUUGUUUGAGGGUGAAGUUAACGAAAAUCUCGUCAUUCAACAAGCAGGAAAAUGUUUUAAUGAUCAAGAUUUGCUGUUCAUUUGUGACAACGUGGAGUCUGGACCAUGGAAGAGACUGGGAGUGCAUCUUGGACUCAAGUGGAGUGAUAUUAAUAAGAUAGCAAAAAACAACAAAUUGGUGGAAGACCGCGUCAUGGAAUUGCUGGUUACUUGGAGGGAUAAUCAAUUAAAGAGCCAACAAAUACCAAUCAUGAUGAACGGUUUGAGACAACAGAAGCUCCUUAGACUUGAACAACGUGUACGUGAAAGGCAUGGCUACAGUGACGACUCAGAAGUUAUACCAACUCAGAUAAAUCUGCCGCAAAUUCCAACGCAAGGGCAAGGUUGCUUAGAUGAUAUUGACAUGGUGUUUAUCUCUGACAAACUUGAUGGCAAAGAUUUGACAAAUUUCGGCAUCUACCUUGGUAUGGAGAAACAUGAAAUAAAUCGAAUUGAGUCAGACUUUUCACCACCAAUUGUAGAUGCCUGUAUUGAAAUGUUGGUACUGUGGCGAGAAAGACAGAAAGCUGAAGUAAAUCAUCUCAAAACAAUUAGUGAAAUACUGAGCAAAGUUGAACGAAUAGAUAUCAAGGAUGAACUUGAGUCAUACUACCAGAACAAAUAUGGCAAAAUUGAAGCAAAGGUGUAAAAGAACAUUUUAAAGAUAACAGUGCAAUAAAAAAGUUACACCAGAAUAUAAUUUUACCGUGGUUACAUACACCACAGUACCACAUUAGGACACUUUUUAAUUAGGAAAUUUUAUUUUACUCGCCUUUCGAUCAUUUAAACUGCAUGCUUUUGAUGCUGUCAUACUGUAGAUAUUGAAUACAAAAUGAAAACAUUAAUGUCAACUUUUUCUUUUGAAAAUAUGUGUAUAAAAACCGAAAUGUCUACUGAAUAAUCCUAGAUAAGAAAAUAUAAUACAUACUCUAAGUAUUAAAAUCCUGGUAAUGACAUAAUGUCGAAAUAUUGAAUCCCAACACAAUGACGUGCAUUUCAAUACUUGGACUGUAUUAUACUUUCUAAUGUAUAUAAAGUGUAUGUACGUCUAUAUUCAUUAUGCAAUUUAAAUUAUAAAUUAUUACUUAUAUUACGUUAAAGGUCAAAUUAAUAUUAUUAUUCAAUAUAUAUGAUACACCAUUUGU